Molecule: messenger RNA, 2934 nt
Organism: Tupaia belangeri chinensis (Chinese tree shrew)
Lineage: Eukaryota; Metazoa; Chordata; Mammalia; Scandentia; Tupaiidae
Gene: TSPYL5
Product: TSPY like 5
Exons: 3
Coding region: 104-1348 (414 amino acids)
Biological process (GO): nucleosome assembly
Cellular component (GO): nucleus
Source: RefSeq, a predicted model, not a curated record
ACGUGUACCGUUGCCAUGGAGAGGCGCGCUCCGUAGGGACAGCGAACUGGCGCCAGUGGCCGCAGGGACGCAGCGUGGCUUUGAAGCCGCGUACGGUACCACCAUGAGCGGCCGAAGUAGAGGUCGAAAGUCUUCCCGCGCCAAAAGCCGGGGCAAAGGCCGAGCCAAGGCCCGGCCCCGCGGUACUCCUGACGACGCACCGCGCGACCCGGACAGUCCACAGUGCCAGAGGCUCGGGGAGGACGCCAAAGCGGCACAGGUGCAGGCUGGCGCGGGUUGGGGUGGCCUGGAAACCGCUGCGCCCGCGCUGCCCCUCGGGCCAGGGGAGGAGGCCGCCUGCCGGCUCCCCCUGGACUGUGGCCUCGCGCUGCGGGCCCGAGCGGCGGGCGAGCGGGGGCAGACCGCGACCAGGCCCUGCCUGGGGAGGGCCACAUCCCUCUCAGAGCGCUUGGCAACCGACACUGUCUUCGUGGGAACAGCGGGAACCGUGGCAAGGCCAAAGAAUGGCCCCCGCGUUGGAAAUCGACGUGUUCCAGCAGGGAAGAAGGCCCCGGAAAGCUGUAGCACCCAGGGAAGGGGGUCCCAGGCCAUAGCUGCAGGGAAGCCCAAGAAGGGGGCGGCAGGGGAGUGCCCUGCAAUGUCAGUGGGGGAAGAAAGGAAGGCAGAAGAUGCAGGGUCAGGGCCCCCAGCCACAGAAGGCAGCAUGGAUAAUCUGGAGACAGUCCAGUUGAAACUGGAGACCAUGAACGCCCAGGCGGACAGAGCCUACCUGCGACUGUCGCGCAAGUUCGGGCAGUUGCGAUUGCACCACCUAGAGCGCAGGAACCUCCUUAUCCAGAACAUCCCUGGCUUCUGGGGACAAGCGUUUCAGAACCACCCCCAGCUCUCGUCCUUUCUGAACAGCCAAGAUAAAGAGGUACUCAGCUACUUGAACAGCUUGGAGGUGGAAGAACUUGGCCUCGCCAGAUUGGGCUACAAAAUCAAGUUCUACUUCGGCCGCAACCCCUAUUUCCAAAAUAAGGUGCUCAUCAAGGAAUAUGGAUGUGGACCUUCCGGUCAGGUGGUGUCUCGUUCUACUCCAAUCCAGUGGCUCCCAGGGCAUGAUCUGCAGUCCCUAAGCCAGGGAAACCCAGAAAACAACCGUAGCUUCUUUGGGUGGUUUUCAAACCACAGCUCCAUUGAAUCGGACAAGAUUGUAGAGAUAAUCAACGAGGAACUGUGGCCCAACCCCUUGCAGUACUACCUUCUGAGUGAAGGGGCUCGUGGAGAAAAAGGAAAAGAAGGCAGGCCAGGUCCAGCAAAACAACCAGGGGAGACCCCUGAGCCUGGAGUAGAGCAGUCCAACUGAUUCUACCCAAGUUUCCCUACUACCUCCUGCUGGAGCUGUUUCUGGCUAACUGCAUAUGUGUUUGGCUAUCUGCCUUCUCUUCAUGUAGGCGGUUGUGCACUGUAACCUCUUCAGACUUUAGCUACAAGAAUAUGGUGUUUAUGAUCAUGUUCUUUGCUUCUCAUGGCCUCAUUGCUUUUUUACAUUAGUGUCACGUGUUAUGUGAUCUCAGCCCUACUGUUUAUAUGUUAAACACACAUACUUCAGAUGUGUACUGCCUUUAUCUACAUUGUCUGGACCCUUCUCUUGACUUCUUUUUCCUAGUUUAACAUGGACAAUUAUGAGUCAUCAUCCAGGCUAACCAGUGCAUCUUCAAGCUCUGCUACUUUGGGGCCAGUGACUUCCUGGGUGUCUCGUUCAUGCUGGCGAUGCAUGUCAUCUAUGGCAAGCUUUUCUGUUGCUGUUGCAAAUUAAAGCCAGUGCACCUGAUAAUGGCCAUUAACCAGAAUUCACUCUUCCAUGGGUCUGGGGUUACCAGCCAAGGUGCUGCCUACUUUAUCUCUGGUUUUGGCCUGAGACGUCCAUGCUACCUGCCCUGCUGGAAAUCCAGCAGAAUGGCGCUCUACUGCUGGGCAUGGAUGAAGAUAAGAUGCAUUAUGCCAUCGUUCCAUACUAUCAUGCGUCUCUUCUUGCCACCUGCCAUUUUGGUGAACUGUUACCCAGGUCUGUGCCAUGCUGUCACUAUCAGGUCAUUGACUUUCGUGUAUGUUGCUGUUGGUCCCAGUUGGCUUCCUGGUCGACAAGGACCUCAAGAACUGCCUGUGGACCCAGGCCCCUUGCCAGUGCAUGAGACACACAAUCUUCCCAAACCUUUCAGGAAUCCUGCUGGCUGCCAGACCAAUGGGCGGGAUGACAUUUUCAGACAUGUGCAGAAAUGGGGAGGAUGAUUCCUGGACCUGGUGGGCCUAUCACCUAGCCACAUCAGUAAUCAUUUAUGAUCAACCUGGUUUCAUCUGUAUAUCUCUCUUCCCACCUGUAUUGUUGAUCAAAAGUCCAAGACACUAUGUCAGUGUAACCAUGACUACUUUAGAAAGUUGGACUCUUUUGCUGGUAAUAGUGGUGGGAUAAACUAUCAUUAUCACAUCAAGUCUGCCUUUGCUUUUAAUGUUCAGUAAUGAUUUUUCCAGAGCUGGGCCUUAGAAAUGAAAGUUACCAGAAUUAACAAGGAGAUGCUUCCUUCCUCUUGCAUCCACAAAAGGAGAGGGAGACUGUUCUUUUGUAAAUCUCUUUCAAAGACUCUGAUGUGAUAAGAUACUUAAUUGAGAUCCUUCACCAGAAGGGUCUUUUUCAUUUUGUAACAUGGAGACUUGUAUGACUUUAGGAUUAUUAUCAGUUUGUCUGGAUCUUAUAAUUAUAACGCUGGUCUUAGAAGUAUAAUUUGGAAGCUGUUGUUGUGUUCUGUGAAAAUAACCUCCCAAAGUAAUCAGUAACUGGUUGUCGUACUUGAUAAUUUGACACCCUGGUAAUAAUGCAAUUAUUUCUGUGUUCCUAAACAGUAUUAAUAGUUGUAAGCUUUACAUGCAUGAUGGAAAAAUAAAAAUCUGUAU